UUGAUUUCACCCAUAAAUAUUCCUGCAAUCAUCUUCUGCUUUCAACUUUUGCUUCAACCCAUUUCUUUCAUCUUUGCGAGAAGGAGACCAUGGCUGAAAUGAUCCUCAGUUUCGUGGUGGAUGCAACUUUGUCCAGGGUAGCUUCGCUCAUCACCGAUGAAAUCAUCGGUGCUUGGAAUCUCAAGGACGACCUGAAAGACCUUCAAGAUUCCCUCACCAUGAUUAGUGGUGUGCUUCAAGAUGCAGAGGAGCAGCAAACCAGAAAGGAGCAUGUCAGGCUCUGGCUGAAGAAGCUCAAAGAAGUAGCUUAUGAGGCCGAGGAUGCCUUUGAUGAGUUGGCCUAUGAGAAUCUUCGACGAAAGGUUGAGAUGCAAAGGCAAGACCAAUCAGGAACAGAGAUACGAAACUGUUUUUCAUUCUCCAAAGGCACUCGUUGUGUUAAAAAGGCAGCACUUCAUUUCAAAAUGGCCCACAAAGUUAAGAAUAUAAAUGAAUCGUUGAAUAAGAUUAAGAAUGAUGCUAUGGGUUUUGGACUUCAGAUUAUAUCAAGACAGCCUCAAAUGAACUUGGAUCGGCUGACAAACUCAGUCCUUGACAACCCAGUUAUGGGGAGGGAAGCUGAUGUCUCUAAGAUUGUGAACUUGCUGAGCUGCUCCUGUGACCAAGUUCUUACCGUUGUUCCCAUAGUGGGGAUGGGCGGUCUGGGAAAGACAACGUUAGCUAAACUGGUGUGUCAAGAAGCAAUAGAAGGAAAAAAGCUUUUUGAUCUUAAAAUAUGGGUCUGUGUCUCUGAUCACUUUGAUUACGGAAGAAUUUUAGGGGAAAUGCUGCAAACUCUUGAUGGAAGUAUGGGUGGAGUUACCAACAUAGAUGCAAUACUUGGACAUCUUACAAAGGCGUUGGAAGGCAAAAAGUUCCUACUAGUUCUUGAUGAUGUUUGGAAUAAUGAAUCUGAGAGGUGGAAUGAGUUGAAAACUUGUUUGAUAAGAAUUAUUAGAAACAAUGGAAAUGCUAUUCUUGUCACAACUCGUACGGAGGAAGUGGCAUCAAUAGUGGAGACUUCUACUCAUUACAGGUAUAAACUGGGUGGGUUAUGUCAUGAUUCAUGCUGGUCCAUUAUGAAGGAAAGGGCACUGAUUGGAAGUGGAAGAACACCAAUCCCCACAGACUUGGAGGGCAUUGGAAGGGAGAUUGCCAAAAAAUGUGGAGGAGUUCCAUUAGCUGCAAAAGUUUUAGGUGGGACAAUGGGCUUCAAAAUGGAUAAGGAAGACUGGUUGUCAAUUGGAAGCAAUGAUGUUUUGAAUGCAUCAGACGGUAGAAAAGAUAAUGUUGAGUCUAUAUUGAAGCUCAGUUUUGAUCACUUGCCUUCAUAUCUGAAGUCAUGUUUCACAUAUUGUUCAGUUUUCCCGAAAGAUGCUCUGAUUGAAAAAGAACUAUUAAUUCGGUUGUGGAUGGCUGAAGGUCUUGUAGGAUGCAAUGAAGAUGAGGGCAACAAGUAUUUUAAUGCCUUAAUUCAGAAUUCCUUUUUCCAAGAUGUUGAAAGGGAUAAAUAUGAGAAUGUUAAAUGGUGCAAGAUGCAUGAUCUUGUGCAGGACCUUGCAUUGUCACUUUCAAAUUCUGAGACAUGGACUGUGGAAAAUUGUUCUGCUGCUGAUGACAUAUCACUCAUUCGUCGUGCACAUGUGGAUAGCCAAAAUGCAUCCAUUUUAGCAGGUGGUGGUAAGAAGUUGCGUAGUUUAUUCAUAGAUGGUUUUGAGCUUGAUAAUUCUUGGAAGCUGAAAAGCUUGCGGGCCCUACACUUCAUGAUUCCUUAUAAUAUCAAAAAGUUGCCAUCUUCAGUUGGUAAGUUGAAACAUUUGAGAUUUCUUGACGUCUCAGGGACUGACAUCGAAGUGUUGCCUGAAUCCAUCACCCAGCUCUAUAAUUUGCAAACAUUGAGAUUCCUUUGGUGCUACAUACUUAAGGAGGUUCCUAGAAAUAAAAUAUGCAAUCUGAUCAGCUUGAGUCACAUUGAAUUUAAUAAUGAUGACCAUAUGCCAUCUAAGGUGGGGCAGAUAACUUGUCUCCAAACACUAUCACUAUUUGUUGUGGGUCCAAAUAGGGGAGGCAGCAUUCAAGAAUUAGAAUGCUUAAAUCAACUAGGUGGCAAGUUGAAAAUAACUCAUCUUGAGGAGGUGAGAGACAAAGAAGAAGCCAAGAAGUCAAAUCUACAGGGGAAAAAGAAAUUAAAAGCCCUUAAAUUUGAAUGGAGUGAUGGAAGAGAAAGCAACAGUAAUGAUGAGCAAGUGUUGGAAGGUCUUGAGCCUCACCCAAACAUAGAGAGAAUAAAGGUAGAAAGUUACAUGGGUGAAAAGUUCCCGCUGUGGCUGUAUAUGAUGAAAAUUUCUAGUGAAGGCAAUUCUUUUACAGUAUUCGAUAAGUUGGUGGAGCUUAAAUUGAGCAAUUGUAGAUGCUGUGAAGAACUCCCAAGGCUUGGACAUCUUCCUCGUCUUAAAACGCUCAUAAUAGAAGGAAUGCCUAACAUAAGAUGUAUAGGGAAUGAAUUCUAUGGCAUUGACAGUGGAAGCACAAGCAAUGGAGGGAAAUCGUUUCCAGCAUUAAAAAAAUUAGACUUCAGUUACAUGAAGAGUUUAGUUGAAUGGAAGGCACCAGCAGUAGAUGAAGGAGGCGAAACAUCUGUAUUUUCUUGCCUUGAAAAAUUGAACAUUGUGCAUUGUCCCUUGUUGGCAAAAAUUCCAUUAAGUGAUAGUUCAUCGCUUGUCACAUUGGAAAUCGUAAGUUGUGAACAAUUGAUUUACUUAUUUGAAGAACUGCAAGUACACUCCUUCCCCUCUCUUAAAAGCAUUACAAUUAGACGGUGUCAUAAAUUAAUUUGUCUUCCAAGUGGACUGAAAUCCUUCACUUCUCUGGAAUCAUUGGUGAUAAGUUACUGCCACGGCCUAACAUCUGUUCCCGAAUAUUUAGGAGAAUUGCAUUCUCUUCGUCUUUUAGAAGUAACAGACUGCGAAAUGCUGAGUUGCUUUCCAGAGACAAUAUUAGGAGGCCUCACCCGAUUAAGGGAAUUAAGAAUUGGUGAUUUCUCGGAGGAGUUGGAUUCUUUCGCUUAUCUGAAUUCAAUCCAAGACCUCUCAUCCCUUGAAUCCUUAACUAUAUAUGGAAAUCGUAAAGAUAGAAUAAAGUCUCUGCCAGAUCAACUUCAACGCCUCACUACCCUAAACUCAUUGUUUAUAUGGUAUUUCUAUGGAUUAGAAGCUUUGCCAGAGUGGUUGGGCAACCUUUCGUCUCUUCGAUUUCUUGGUAUUGUGAGUUGUAAGAAUUUGAAGUAUUUUCCUACAGCUACAGCCAUGCAACACCUCUCCAAAUUAACGAAUCUCUCUAUUGGGAAUUGUUCCUUUCUUGAGAAUAAUUGCGCCGAAGGAAGUGGCUCUGAGUGGUCCAAGAUUUCUCAUAUCCCAGACGUACAAAUAUCGCAUUAAUUACCAGUUUUGCUUUUCUUUGGGCGUGGACACUGCACUAGCUUUAUAUGGAAUACUCAGGUUCAUUAAGUAAGAAUGAUUUCUACCAACUUCCAUUUUUGUAACAUUUACAUCAACAGCAGCAUGGCAGAUGACAGGAAUGAUGCAGAUACAAAUGGAGAUUUUUAGUAAGAACGAGUUAACGGCACCAAGAAAGAGAAACGGCCAGCUUCAUUAACUUGUUUUCUAUGGAACAGAUAAAUAUUCACAAUUAAAGAAGAGAAGCAAGCAUGUCUUCAUUUGGGGUCAGUAUUGAAAGUACAUUUGAUUUCUAGAUUCUCUGCUUUUUCUUGGAUAGCAUAGGGCAGAGGAUCAUACUGACUUAUGUGCAUAAGUUGCAGAGAGUUUACAAAUCUUGAGGCUUGUAAGCUUGUGUUGAAAUUUCUUAUGAUCUAUAUGUUCCAGGAAAAUGGUUAAUUUUGUAAGGGUUGAAUCAUUUGCAAGUUCUUGGUGGACCUGAUGCACUUGAAGAACUUGUUGAUUGGUAUCAUUAUUAAUACUUAUUCCAAAUUGUCUUUGCUCUCAAUUAAACGGUCUUACGCAAAAGAUCACACUUCCUGUUUAUUGUUGCAGCAAUAGAUUUGGCGGCUCCAGUUCCACUUUCUCUUAUGGUGAUUUUCAUCACAAGGUAGCUUUGCAAUU
This is a messenger RNA of Hevea brasiliensis (rubber tree), 4157 nucleotides long. Its product is annotated as putative disease resistance protein RGA3. NCBI's taxonomy places the organism in Eukaryota, Viridiplantae, Streptophyta, Magnoliopsida, Malpighiales, Euphorbiaceae. Gene Ontology annotation, molecular function: ADP binding. Bases 90 to 3476 code for a protein of 1128 amino acids. The transcript is spliced from 5 exons. Gene Ontology annotation, biological process: defense response to other organism. The record is from RefSeq and is a predicted model, not a curated record.